AGGUGCAUGAAGAUUGGAUUGCCAAAAUGCUGUUAAUGCUGAACUAUAAAGAAGGUGAGAUGCCUUUUAAUUAUUUGGGCAUCCCGUGGGUGGGAAUCAUAGGAGUAUAGCUAUGUGGAGGCCACUGGUGGAAUCAUUUCAGAAGAAAUUAUUAGCUUGGAAAAGUUGGUAUCUCUCCUUUGGUGGUCGAGUGAUCCUUCUCAACCCUGUGCUGUCUAGCCUGCCGGUGUUUGUCAUGUCUGUCUUCCUCUUGCCAAAAGGUUUGAUUUCUUCUCUUGAUAAAAUACGAAGGGCCUUUUUAUGGGGGUGGAAUGAUGCAAGUAAGAAGAUUAAUUGGGUUAGAUGGGAGGUGGUAAGUCGAAAUAGGCUACAGGGAGGACUUGGGGUUAAGGACAUUAGGAAAUUCAACUUGUCACUGUUAGGGAAAUGGUGGGGAAGAAUGGCGAGUGGUGAGGAGAGUUUGAUGUGCAGAAUCAUAAAGGAAAAAUAUGGUAAGGAAAGAAGAAAUUGGGCUGAGUGGAUGCAGAAACGAAAGAAUGUAGGGUCACUAUGGUGGCAGGACUUAUUUAGGAUAGAUGAUUUGGAUGUCAGCCAUAGUGGGUGGUUAAUGGGUGGUUUUAGAUUGGUGAUUCCCCAGAUUAUUUUUGAUGUCUGCAGAAAAGGAUUCAAGUGUGCAUCAACUUGGAAAAUGGAUCCAUGGCUCAUGGCAAUUGACACUACAAUGGCAUCGUCCCUUACUCUCAUGGGAGGAGAACCACUGGUCAGAGCUCAAGCAAUUAUUGGAAUCAACAACUAUGGUAAAAAUAAAGAUGAUUGUUAGUUAUGGAAGCAUGAAAAGAGUGGAAGGUAUUGCAUUUUAUCAGCAUAGCAUGGAGAUGGAAUGGAGGAAACUCAAAAAAGGGUCUGGAAUAAACUGAUCCCUGCAAA
This is a messenger RNA of Rubroshorea leprosula, 927 nucleotides long. Lineage: Eukaryota; Viridiplantae; Streptophyta; Magnoliopsida; Malvales; Dipterocarpaceae. The record is from the annotation of a GenBank genome assembly.